GCAGCUAGGAGGCCGCGCCUCUUCCCGCUGCAGCCGUCCUGGCUACCGUAGGGCUCAGUCUGUGCCAGGGCGGGGCGUCGUGUGUGAAAGGGACUUGCCCGCAGGCCAUGCGUCCUUGCUCCCUACGCGCCGCGCCCAGCGGGCUCUCCUCCCAGGUGCGCGGCGCGGGGCGCGGGGCCGCGGGGGCUGCGGGGGCCGCGGGGCCCGCGGGACUUUCUCCUCCCCACCUCUUGGUACCCGCAGGGACUCCGCGAGGGGGAACUGGCCCCCGAGGAGCCGGCCUCAGGGAUGCGGGACGCCCCGUGAGUGGCAGCCGGGCGCAGGGUCCCCUGGAGCAGCUCCGGGAGUGCGAGGCCGCGGAGAUGUCCCAUCCCGUGCUCCUAAGGGACUGCGGGGUAGCAGCGUCUCAUCGGGAGGAGAGUACAGAAGAGGAAGAAAUGGCUGCUCUCUGCCUGACAGCCAGACCCCAGACAUCAGUGACUUUCAAGGAUGUGGCCAUGGACUUUACCCCAGAAGAAUGGGGAAACCUGGACCCUGUACAAAGGGAUGUGAUGCUGGAGAACUAUAGAAACCUGGUCUCAUUUUCAGGGCUUCCAGUUUCUAAACCUGAGAAGUACAAUUUGGAGGAUAAAAAGGAAAUAUUGAUACUGGAGAGAAAAAUCCCACAAAACAGCUAUUCAGACCUGGAGACUAGAACUGAGAGGAAAGAUUCAACUUCAGUGCAAGGUUUUUCCAAAGAAGAAUCAUGCCAUGUUGCAGUCAUAGACAGAUUGAGAAGGAAUAGUUUCUGUGACUCCAAAUUAGAAGAAACUCCUCACUGUGAAAAUUGGUUAGAAAAUUGGCAAGAAAAUAAAGAGAGACAUUUAAGCAAAGUUUUCACACACAUACAGUCACCACUACCUGAAGAAAGAGCUCCUGAGCAUGAUGUAUGUUGGAAAAGUUUUGGUGAGAAAUCUAUCUAUCUCACUCAAGCUAGAGUUCCCAAAGGAUCAUAUGCCUUUCACAUGUUUGGACAAAGAUUGAAACAGAAGUCAAACUUAGUGAAAAAACAGAGAGCCUGUAAAGAGAAAAAACCUCAUAAAUGUAAUGACUGUGGUGAACUUUUUACUUACCAUUCAGUGCUUGUUCGACACCAGAGAGUUCACACUGGAGAGAAGCCCUAUAGCUGUGAUGAUUGUGGAAAAUCUUUUAGCCACAAAGCUAAUUUAACUAAACAUCAGAGGGCUCAUACCAGAAUUCUUUUUGAAUGCCAUGAAUGCAAGAAAUCCUUCACAGAAAGUGCAGCUCUUGAAAUGCAUCAGAGAAUCCACAUUGGAGAGAGACCUUAUGAAUGCAAUGAAUGUGGAAAAGGUUUUAAUCGAAGUACACAUCUCGUGCAGCAUCAGUUGAUUCAUACUGGGGUAAAGCCUUAUGAAUGUAAUGAAUGUGAAAAAGCUUUCAUUCAUUCAUCAGCACUUAUCAAACAUCAAAGAACUCAUACUGGAGAAAAACCUUAUAAAUGUCAGGAUUGUGGGAAAUCCUUUAGCCAUUGCUCAUCCCUUACAAAACAUCAGAGAGUUCAUACUGGAGAAAAGCCAUAUGAAUGUAGUGAAUGUGGGAAGACCUUUAGCCAGAGCACACAUCUUGUUCAACAUCAGAGAAUUCAUACUGGAGAGAAACCCUAUGAGUGUACUGAUUGUGGUAAAACCUUCAGUCGAAGCUCAAAUUUUGCUAAACAUCAAAGAAUCCACCUUGGAAAGAAACCAUACAAAUGUUGUGAAUGUGGGAAAGCCUUUAUUCAUUCAUCAGCUCUUAUUCAACACCAGAGAACUCAUACUGGAGAGAAACCCUAUAAAUGUAAUGAAUGUGGCAAAAGCUUUAAGUGUAGUUCAUCCCUCAUCAGACAUAAAAAAAUUCACAAUGAAGAGCAUACCUGAAAAAUUCCUGAAUACGAAGACAUAUGUAAGUUGUUUUUUUCACUAUAUUAUGUACCAGAGUGUUUAAAAGACCCAUAAAGUGCUGCUUGAUGCCUAAUUCCUUAUGCAUCUGUUACUUUUUAAAUAGUUUUGAGCCAUGCAUAAAUGGUUUAUUAAUUAUAAAUACAUUUAACUUCUUAAUACAUGCCUCAGGUUUUAUCUUCAGCUCUCCUAAGUACUUUUUGGUGGAUAUUCAAGAAAUCCUUAGGAAUAUAGUUAAUAAUUACUAUUAAAUCCAAGUUUCCCUGUUUUUUCACAUAAAACCCUAUUUCUUGCUUUUUACUUUAUAAGGAAGUUCUUUUCUGGUAAGUUGGAUGAAGAAUUUCUAUCCUUGUCAGGAAGAUAUAAUCUGAGUCUUUACACUUUGGUGUUAUUCUGAACUAGAAAAUGGGUCCAAGUGUUAACUGUGAUUUUUUGGUUGUUGUUUUGGUUUUUGGACCACACCAGCAAUGCUAAGGGGCUAUUCCUGAGUCUGCACUCAAGAAUAACUCCUGGAGGUGCUUGGGAGACAUCUGGGAUGCAGAAGAUAUAAGCCAGUUGGCCUCAUGCAAAGCAAGCACUCUACCUGCUGUGCCAACCCCCACUGUAACUUUUUUUUUUAUGUCCUUUAUUCUUUGCAUUGGACAAAUCCUUGGUUUUCUCUAGUGUCAGGGAGACUCCAUUUCUUUAUACUAUUCAGCUCUCUAAGCUGUGCUUUUCCAGUUUUGAGGAAAAAAAUCCCUAGGAUAUUUAGGGUCUGAAAAGCUAAUGAGCUCAAUGUGUUAUAUUUAGAAUCACAGAAAAGAAGAACUGAAAGAACUGUGUGACAGAAGGACAUACCUUCUUGUCACAUGAAAGAAGGUUUAUGGGACAAGGACUCACUUAAGGAUAGUUUCUUUCCACAAAGAAAUUGCCAUUUCUCUGGCCUUUGUGUAUACCUACAUUUAUUAUUGUUAUUGUUCUGUAUAUACUGUUUGGUCUUUGCUAUAUCUAAGAUCCUUAAAGGAAAUAAAAAAAGCUUAAACCCCAUUUAUAUAUUGAUAUAAAUUACAUGGGUAACCAAAGAUCAGUAAUGGUAUUAAAAUAAGGAAGCAAAUGUUCAAUAAAUAUUUAUUAAAACACUAUACAAAUAUCAGCUUUUAUUGUUACUCUGUUACAUAGUAUAUGGAAAGGUUAUAGAAAAGAUAGAAAUAGUAUAAAUUCCGUUCCUAAAUCCUGUCCCUUAUGAACAUACAGAAACCAGUCCAUGCUCUUGUUCCCUCCAUACUAUCCGUGUUACUUAUUAUAAAUGCAUCUGUGUAAAUUUCAGUUCUGUUGUUGCAGAAAAGUAGAGAAAUAGAGCUUUAAUAAGUGGUGACAAUGGAAGUAAGGUCAUUAAGGAUGAAUUUAGUAUAAAUUGUCAAUAAUGGGAAUCAAAGAAAACAGUUGGUGGGCUGAAGCUAUAGCACAGCAGGUAGGGCGUUUGUCUUGCACGCGGAAAACCUGUGAUCGAUUCCCAGCAUCCCAUAUGGUCCCCCAAGCACAGCCAGGAGUAAUUCCUGAGUGCAUGAGCCAGGAGUAACCCCUGUGCCUCACCGAGUGUGACCCAAAAAAAAAAAACAAAAGAGAAAACAGGGAAUGAAACUGAAGGGAUUGUGAAGUUAUUUUGAAAAUAUGUUUAAAAACAUGAAAGGGCUAGAGUACAUACUUUUCAUGCAGAAGACCUGGUCUCUUCCUGUUUUCCUUAGCACAGUAUGCCAGAACUAGCCCAUGAGUACCUCCAGAUGUGACAAAAAAAAAUUCUAAAUGAUAGACAUUAAAGGAGUGGAAGUACAUAGAAAGCUGCAAGUUCAAAGACAGUUUAGGAGAAUGACUGACAGAAACAACCCUUUUCAUUACCUUAAUAGUCAGAUUAAUGGUCUAAAACAAAAAUUGACAAAAUAACCCGGACCCAUGGACCAAGUUCAGUUUGCUGCAUUUUCUCUCUAUUUUAUUGGAGCUCACCUACACUUAUUCACCAAUAUAUUGUCUGACUUUUUUUGUGCUACAAUUAGCAGGCAGGGUUAAGUAGUUUCAUUUGAGAUUUUAUGUUGUAAAAAGCCAUAUAAUCUCUAUGAAAACAAAAAAACAACCUGUGAAAAGAAAUUUUUUGGAGACCAAUAUUUGACUAACAAAGUAAAGAUAGAUUUUGGUUUUAAUCCAGCUUUAAUCAAUACUUUAAUUCUACAACCUCCAAUAAACUAUGGUAUUUUGAAAUACUUAACUCUAUGAGCCUAGUUUCUCUUUGGAAUGAGAAUAAAUUAACCUUCUAACAAGAUUGUAAUAGGGUUAAAUUAAAAUUGGGUUGUUUUUUUUUUUUGGCUUUUUGGGUCACAACUGGUGAUGCACAGGGAUUCCUCCUGGCUCUGCACUCAGGAAUUACUCCUGGCAGUGCUCAGUGGGCCCUAUGGGAUGCUGGGAAUCAAACACAGGUCGGUGGCAUGCAAGGCAAAUGCCCUACCCGCUGUGCUAUUGCUCCAGCCUCAAAUAAAAGUAUUUUUAAAAAUUGGCAGAGUAAGUAUCUAUAUAGAAAGCCUUAUCCUUGAAUGAAGAGAUGACUUGUCUAUUUGACCUGUUAAAGCAGUGCUACAAACUGAGUGGUUAAACAACAAAUAUUUUUUGAAGUUUGGAGUUUGGAAGUCAAGAUCAAGUCUGGCAGAUCUGAUUUCUGGUGAGAGUGCUUCCUGGUUUGUUGACAGCCUCCUCUUAGCUGUGCCCUCACAUGGUGAAACAGCAAGAGCUCUCUAAAACUACUUUUGUGAGGUCACUAAUCUUAUACUCUACUCACAUGAACUAAUCACUUCCCAAAAGCCCCAUCUCCUAAUAGUACUAUGUUGAAAAUCAGGUCUGAACAUGAAUUUGGGAUUAACACAAACAUUCCAUGCAUAGCAAGUAUCUAAUCAUCACUCAGUAUAAAUGCUUAAGAUGAAUGCAUCUAUCAUAACUUUUGUUUUAAUUAUGAAACCAAUUAUUCUGCUUUCUGUGUCAGAGAAGGUUUUAGUUUUUUUUCCCUCAUGGUUUGUAAUAUAAUUGCAGUAUAAAAUAAUAUUAAGCAAACCUGGGAUUUCUCUAAGUGGUACUGAAAACUGGACCUUUGCAUUUCAUUUUUAUGUUUUUAUAUACAUUUAUAUUCUUUUUAGUUUUGAAUCUGACUUUUGUACUCCUUUAUAAAUCUUGGGAAUUUUAAUGUUCUGCUAUUCAAACAUUUUUGGUUAUCUAUAAACUAAAUUUUACUGCUCUCAUUGACACACUGUCAAUAAAAAAUACUUGCAUGUUGUUAGAAAUGUAUAUAGUAUGGUUUUAAUUUCCAAUUUAAGUAUAUUUUACAAGGUUUGUAAUAGCUGUACAUUUUACAAGGUUUGUAAUAGCUGGAACCGUAGCACAGCGGCUAGGGCAUUUGCCUUGCUCUCUGCUGACCGGGUUUGAUUCCUCCAUUCCUCUUCGAGAACCCGGCAAGUUACCGAGAGUAUCCCGCCUGCACGGUAGAGUCUGGCAAGUUCCCCGUGGCGUGUCCAAUAUGCCAAAAACAGUAACAACAACUCUCACAAUGGAGACGUUACUGGUGCCUGCUGAGCAAAUUGAUAAACAAUGGGACAGAGAGAGAGUGCUACAGUUACAAGGUUUAAAGAUUAGAGCCACCCAUAAAAAUAUUUCAGUCAUUCAAAAAAAAUAAUAUUUUUCAUUACUCAUUUAAAUUUCACAACUUCUGGACAAAUGGACUGGGGAAAAUCUUCCACAGCUCAUAUAUGAACGAGAUAUUUAAAAGAAUAGAGGAACAUUGUUUUUGCCAAGUGGCACUGAGUUCUCUAAGUUCAGGUACUACUUAGUAAGCAUUAUGGAAGAAAAGAAGAACUUCAUGUAAGAAGUACAGCUACACAGUUAAAAGCAGGAUGCCUAUGUUGACAUCCAUAACUCUAACAAAAGCAGCUAGUCUGCCUUUGAAGGAACAGAUAAAGUGACACCUCCUUGAGAGGGUAAAAAGGGUAUUGCUGAUCCUGACCCUUUGGCAGUUCCUUCUCCUCCUUGCUUAUAUAAGAAUAGGGAAGAGGUAUUUCUGUGUUGAUGGCCCUUUUCCAAAAGGAACAGCAGGAUUGAUCUUAGGGAGAAGCAGUAUGACUUUGCAAGGUGUUAAUGUAAAAGUGGGACUCAUUGACAGUGAUUUUGUGAAUGAAAUCUCAAUUAUAGUCACUGUUCAAGCGGAUAUCAGAAUAUUUAAAGGGGAACCUAUUGCUCAACUGCUUUUGCUCCAUGCAUACUAGGAAAAAAUACAGGCAUGAAAAGAAAAGGUAAUUUUGGAAGCACUAAUGCAGAAAUAUUUUGGGCAAAAAAGAUUACUGAUGAUAAGACUACCUUUGAGGAUGGGACAAAACUGGAGGGUGUGUUGGAUUCAGGUGCUGAUGUUACUGUUGUUGCCUCUCAUCAUCGGCCUAUGGUUUGGCAAAAGCGUUGUGUGAACGUUACUUUUUCUGGUAUGGGAGUGGUCACUGAUGUUCAACAGAGUGUGCAACCUCUUCAUUAUAGUGAUCCUGAUGGAGACAUGGCAAUCAUCAAGCCAUUUAUUGCUCCAAUAGCUAUCACCCUAUGGGGACAAGAUUAGUUGCAAAAACUUGGUGUGAAAUAUAUUAAAGAGGUGUCUCAGCAAUCGCCUUUUUAAUUUGGGCCGCAGCUCAAAGAAAAGCUCUCCCAAUAGAUGGAAAAAGGUUCAGCCUGAUUGGGUUGAGCAGUGGCCCUUAACAAAAGAAAAACUUAAGGCUUUAUAUGAAUUAGUUAUAGAACAGUUUGAAUUGGGACAUAUUGCUUUCCGCUCUAGUCCCUGGAAUUCACCAGUAUUUCUUAUCAAGAAAAAGACUGGUAAAUGGCGAAUGUUAAGUGAUCUAAGAAAAGUUAAUGACUGCAUGGAACCAAUGGGCCCUUUGCAAAUGGGCCUACCUAAUUUGGCCAUUAUUCCAAAACAGUGGAAUAUUAUUAUAAUUGAUCUGAAAGAUUGUUUCUAUACUAUCCCUUUGAGAGAAAAGGAUAGAGAAAAGAUUUAAAAAUUAGAUUGUGGCACUUACAGAGAAAUUGAUAUUCUCAAUCUAAAAUAUUUUAUUGAAAUAUGCUGCUAUGAAGGAAGAAAUGUAAAAUUAGAGCAUGAACUAAGAUGAAAAUUGUUAAAGAUUGGUGUAAAAAGUUCAUGAUUUGAAAUAUCUAAGAUAUAAAAACUAUUAAAAUUAAUUAAAAAUAUGUUUUCCUUAUGCUUUGUAAAAAUGGUACAAGUUUUUGUUAUGUUGGUACAUUUUUCUCUAAAUAUAUUAUAAUUUUUGUUUGUAUCUGCAUUAUAAUGAGUUGUUCAAAAGAGAAUUGAAAUAAUUGUAUAUAAAAACAGGUUCAAAAGGUACUGGUUUUGGUUCAAAACAUAAGUUUUAAGAGAUAACAGAUUUAUUGUAUAAGACUGGAUAAUAUUCCAUGCAUAUUUUAUUGGAACAUCUUUGAAGUUUGAGAAGGAGGAAGUUUCUAUUUUUAAUUAUGGAUGCCGGUUAUUCUUCUUUGGCUGUGAGAGAAGAAUCUGAUAAUGGGAGUAACACAAUCAGUUACUGAUUGUGGAAAAACCUGGACUGUGGAUUUCAUCCAGAAAUGGCAUGAAAGUGUUGUUUUUGUUUAGAGACUAAUUGAUCUUCGUUGACAAAUAUGUCUGAACCAGGACUGGAACUGGAAUACUACUUAAUAUGUGUAAACUUUGUAUAUGUAAACUCUGUAUUGUAAAUGAAAAAGAAUUUCGUAGAAUAAGGUUAGAUUUUCUUAAAACAUUGAGGUAUUGCUGGAAAGUUUUGUGAGAAUGUUUGUAUUGUUUGUUACUGGUCAUUUUAAACAAAAAAGGGGGAAAUGUUGGUGUACAACAUCUCACAUAUCUUAAGUCUAGCUAGGCUUGGAUGUAAAAAUUGUUUUUCCAUUACUGUAACUGACUAUGUUUCCGUUUAUGUAACUGACUUUGAUUCUGUUUGUUGACUAAGUUAAUUUGCAUAUUCUGCCUUUGUGGCUAAAUAUCAUUGGUUAGGAUAUUAAGCUAGUUAAUAAAAAGGGGCUGAACAGGCUGCUCUGGGUCACAAUGCCAGAGAUAGUUUGUGAUCCUCUGUAAAUUAUU
This is a messenger RNA of Sorex araneus (European shrew), 8073 nucleotides long. It is a transcript of the gene ZNF286A, whose product is annotated as zinc finger protein 286A. Gene Ontology annotation, molecular function: RNA polymerase II cis-regulatory region sequence-specific DNA binding; DNA-binding transcription factor activity, RNA polymerase II-specific. The record is from RefSeq and is a predicted model, not a curated record. NCBI's taxonomy places the organism in Eukaryota, Metazoa, Chordata, Mammalia, Eulipotyphla, Soricidae. Gene Ontology annotation, biological process: regulation of transcription by RNA polymerase II. Bases 108 to 1916 code for a protein of 602 amino acids. The transcript is spliced from 5 exons.